This is a messenger RNA of Capronia coronata CBS 617.96, 1317 nucleotides long. RefSeq lists its product as uncharacterized. NCBI's taxonomy places the organism in Eukaryota, Fungi, Ascomycota, Eurotiomycetes, Chaetothyriales, Herpotrichiellaceae. Gene Ontology annotation, biological process: regulation of exit from mitosis; maintenance of rDNA. The transcript has 2 exons. Bases 1 to 1317 code for a protein of 438 amino acids. The record is from RefSeq and is a predicted model, not a curated record.
AUGCCUAAAUUUGUCCGGCGUCAGCCCCUCGCUGAGCGAAUUAAAGCCUACCUCAAUCCCUACGAUUUCCUCCUCUGGCUGUCUGAAGAGAUCGAAUCAAAUGGUUGGGACCAGCUUGAAAAAGAGUGGGCUACACCCAUUGGCAUUGCCUUGAAUUUCAUGUUUCUCAUCGCUCGGGCGAACUCCAAAGCGUCUACCAAGGGCUAUGACGACGUGUUCGGAGACGUCCCAAGAAUUGCAUGGACAGCGUGGCUGGCAACCUUCAUUGUCCAUUUCUUGACCUUGGUGUGCAUAGUCAAUGCCGUCUACACGUUCUGGCGGAAGAAGCAUUACCGUUUAUUCGAAAACUCUGUGGAUAAUGUCCCGAGCACACCCUCUGCGAAACGCGUCCGAGUCGAUUCUUCUCCCGUCUCGUCAUCCCCUUUACGGUUCCUUUCGAGUAUCCUAGGCACAGAGUCGGCUCAAUCAAGAGCACAUCCGGAUCCAGUCCGUGACGUAUGGGAGGUCGCUGUUUGGGAUCCUUUGCCGGUCUCUCUGCGCCUGUUUUGCUAUUUCAGUCCUGGCCAUGUGCUCAUAUACUGGCUCUUCUUGCCUACCCUAGCUUCGGACCCUCGACCAAGCGUCACGAUUGUAACAGCCAUGUUCUUAGCUUUGCUUCUAUCUGCACAGCUGUCUUUUCUACAGUCAAGCUACUCUACGCAAAUCAAAGACACCGCGUUCAUUUCGAAAGAGGUCAUGCACGAAUACGACACAAAAUACGUAAGACCGAGAACACAACAUCUAUACAGGGAUGUUGGGACGCAGUUCAGCGAGCAAGCGUCCUACAGCGCUGCUCGUGAUGAACAGUACAACAAGGUCGAGGUGUAUACACCAAUGGUGGUCAUUAACCGUGGCUUUAAGACUCACCCAAAUCCGAACUACUCCCAGCACACCAAUCCAGAUGGUGUUCUGAGCUCAAAAGAAGUCAGGCAGCGUAUAUCAACGCCGGAUUUCAGGUCGCCCGCUCCCCUUGCUCAGGCCGGGUCGGCUUUGAGGCCUUUGAACGCCAUACGACAGCCCAAUUUUCGACCAACGGCAUCGGCUUCCGGUAGUGAUGGAGGAAGUCUCGGUGUUUACUCCCACGCAGCUUCUCCUCUGCGAAAGAGCGCGUCUACCAAUUUCUCGCGUGAAAGGACGUCUCAAAGUCCAGAGAAGCGGUCGGUGAGCCCAGACAAACGUAUGAGCGUGCCAACAGGCGGCGUCAAUACUCUGGCGGCAUCGCAGCGAUGGGGUUACCUGAAACCCGAUAGACACAGACGGGAGAGUGGUCGUUUUUAG